GACUGCGGCACAGAGAGGACCGUGGGAACAAGGAAACACAGCAUGGCCAGAUCACCUCACCAAGAGGAGAGCAGGCAUGAGGUCUGCAAACUGACCCCCUAUCAGUGGCUGCAGCAACCCAAAUCCAGUCAGUGCAAACCCCACCUCCAGGUGUUGGACUCCUCCCUGCCAGAUCAGCAAACUUUCUGUUGCUGCUGUUACACAGCCUCUGCAGCUUCUCCUGCAAACACCUCACCCUCAAACACAGCCAAGCCAACAGACCCUCAGGCAAACACCACUCAAAGCCAGACUUCACCUCCACUCACCACGCCCAACAACACAGUGACUCCCACCACCCAAGCCACCAAACAGGCCCCUCCACCUCCACAGUGUUCUUACAAUGUUGUACCCAUCACCUCUGGCUUCAGGAUUGACAUGACAAGCUCUACCCCUGGCAACUACAUCAUAAACAUUACAGACAAAGGCCGAAAUGAACCCACUGUUCAGUCCUUCAGUGGAACCUCACAUGAAAUCAAACACCUGAAGCCCUGUACUGAAUAUGAGCUCAGUGUUGCAUAUCGUGAUGAUGCUGGCAAUGAAACACUCUGUACCAGCACUCAAAGUAAAAUGAAGACAACUGGAAUGAGUAAAGGAGACAUUAAAGAAGGCAGCUGCAUGCAUGGAUAUGUUUGUUACCAGAGUGAUUGGGACAUCAGCUCUUCACUGUCAACAUCCAAUAAUAUCCCAGCUCAGCCAUGCAAAAGCAGCAAUACAGAGCUCUGCAUUAAACCUGAUUACAAUGACAUCUGCACUGCUCUGACUACAACCUUCACUUCAGGAGACUGUGCCAACACCUUCAGCCACACCAAAAGCAUCACUGUCGCAGAUUUCUUAGAUCCAAAUAAAAUAAUUCAGAUACCUCCAACUGGACUUCCUGCAAAAAUAGAAGCAGAAUUACCUAAACACUGCACCGAUCUCACCGUCGAUUACACCUGUCAGGAUGAACUCGGUGACAUCAAGAAUGAGUCUGAGCUGGAGCCCUUCACACAUUACAACUGUACUGGUCACAUCAAGAACAACAAUGUCCCCAUUAAUCAAACCAAAGCUAUCGACUUCAAAAUCAACUGUGAUCUUACAAUAACAACAGAGCCAAGGAAAACUAAUACCUCCAUUGAUCUGACAUGGACCACGACCAGUCAGAACUGUUCAGUUCUUCCUGGUCUUCCAAACCUUUCAUAUGACUGCAGCUGUGUCUCUCGUUCCAACCACAAACUCAGUGGAGGAAUGUGUCGUUUUACUGGACUGGAUCCAUUCACCAUGUAUAAGUGUACAGUUCAACCCAAGUACAACGACAAGGAAGUUGCCAGUCCAUCUCCAGUUACUGAGGUUUGGAUUAAUCCUGGAAAACCAGAAGAUAUUCCUCAUGUGGAGUGGAUUAAUCCAGAGCAUAACGUGGUCACAGUAAGCUGUACUUAUGGAAAACGCUUUAAUGGACCUGAGAAGAAAUACAUUGCACAUCUGUAUUAUAAUGGUGCCCUUCAGGAGGAGAAGCCUCCAGUACAACACUGCGAAUUUGAAUUUAAAGAUCUAAGCUACUUAACAGGAUAUGAAGUGAAGGUGUUUGCUUUCAACGGACACCAUUACAGCAACCCCAAGAUAAUAUUUGUGACCACUUCCUACAAUAUCACAGCUCUCAUCGCUCGUUUGGUCGUCUUCAUCAUUGCAUCUGUGGCCUUGGUUGUGGUGGUCUACAAGAUCUACAUUCCAUGGCACAAAAAGUCCAGAAAUGAUGCCAAUGACGAUAUGGUGCUUGAAUCAACAGAAGAUUACGUUAAUGUUCCUCAACAUGAACACCACUGUUAAGACAACAGUGAAGCAAAAAGGCCUGACGGAGCUGCCAACCAAAUCAUCACCACUCAUCUAACUUCGCUCUGUAUAUAGUAUUUUAUCCUGUUUACAUUGGCAAUAGUCUAAUUAAGAUUCGAUACAUUGAUAAUGCUUUGCUUGACAGAGGUACAUGUUUAUUUUUGUUGAAUAAUUAUACUUUUUUUCUGUUGUUUUAAUGUGCACUAUGUGACAAGUGGAGCUGCCAUUUCCUCUUCAAAAUUUUAAUCUUGGUGACAUGAGAUGAGAUGAUAAGACAAAUUUGGUCAAGUUUAAGGUUACACAAUUUAAAGGGAUAGUGCACCCAAAAAUGAAAAUUCACCCAUUAUCUACUCACCCAUAUGCCGAUGGAG
Messenger RNA from Epinephelus moara (kelp grouper), 2216 nucleotides. RefSeq lists its product as uncharacterized. The record is from RefSeq and is a predicted model, not a curated record. Gene Ontology annotation, molecular function: protein binding. The coding region runs from base 43 to 1842 and encodes 599 amino acids. Lineage: Eukaryota; Metazoa; Chordata; Actinopteri; Perciformes; Serranidae. The transcript is spliced from 15 exons.